GCCCUGCGCAUCAUCGAGGAGGUUGGAAGUGAACUGACCUGCUUUUACAGCCGUUUGCCCAUUCCUUAUUGGGCUACUCAAAUCAAGCCACUCUCUCUUCCCUGUCCCACCAUGUCUCUCCCACUUUCCACGAAGGUCGAGUGCGACCAAACCGCUGAUUGGCCACCGCGUCACGCUUCAGCAAUCUGCAACGGAUGCAUUUCCACUGGGUCCUCAACACCGACUGCUGAUCGAUCAUCGGAUCACCAUCAAGUGGUUCGAAGACGUGCUGUUGAGCCGCCGGUCUCUGACGACACCGACACCACAAAACAGCCCAACGGUCCGAGUUCGCCCGAGAUGUCCAAGUUACCGGAAGAAUUGAACGACGUCCAUAUGAAUGGUUUCUGCCCCUCGAUGACAUCUCUGGCUUGGCGUAAUAGGCUGGCGGGUUCAGACGAAAGCAUUAAAUGA
Molecule: messenger RNA, 450 nt
Organism: Protopolystoma xenopodis
Lineage: Eukaryota; Metazoa; Platyhelminthes; Monogenea; Polystomatidea; Polystomatidae
Source: the annotation of a GenBank genome assembly